AUCCCAAAUUCUACCUAUAGUUGGCCAAGGAGAUGACUUCCAACUCCUGCUGCUUACUCCUAAAUUUCCCAGUUCAAGUUCGUUCGCUCACUAAUUACACUUCCAAUAAUAAGAAUUUCCCAUUUCUACGUCUCACAAACCCAUCCUCUCUCCGACUCCAACCUCCUCCAAUUUCAGCUCCUCAAUCCAAAGCCACAUCGGCAGCCAUGGAAGCCGACCAAAGUACCACCACCAACACCAGCACAAGCACAAGCAGCAGCGGCUCUUGCCCACCCAUGAAUCUCUUGUUCGUGGAAAUGGGUGUGGGCUACGAUCAACAUGGGCAAGACAUUACGGCUGCGGCUAUGCGGGCAUGCAGGGAUGCCAUCUCUUCCAACUCGAUUCCGGCUUUUCGAAGAGGGUCCAUUCCAGGUGUUACAUUCGAUCAGAUGAAACUACAGAUUAAGCUGGGAGUCCCUCAUUCUCUCCAGCAAUCCUUGGAUAUUGAGAGGUGGGAAAAUUGUGAAAUUUGAAGUUGUGGAUGGUGGACUUAUAUGCUCAAGUGGUGUUCAUGUGGAAGAAAUGGGCGACAAGAAUGAUGACUGUUACAUAGUGAAUGCUGCAGUAUAUGUUGGCUACUAGUUUCUUGUUUCCUCUGUUCCCUCUUUGAAGUGUUUGAAGGUUAGGUCUCAGUUCUCACUACCCACCAUAGGAUGCAAAUUCCAAUUAUUGGAGUUCUUUCUUUUGUUGUUAUGCAGAACAAACUUUCAAAUAAAAAACAAUUGACCAUAAUUUCAGUGCCCUGAGUCUGUCAAAAUUUAUCUUUCUGUCAUGAUUCAAUCCCCUGCAUGCAUUUGUCUUUGCUUAUUUAUCAUUUAUAUCAAAUAAUCUUUCUUGUUA
This is a messenger RNA of Quercus lobata, 879 nucleotides long. RefSeq names its product 50S ribosomal protein L34. The transcript is spliced from 4 exons. The record is from RefSeq and is a predicted model, not a curated record. Lineage: Eukaryota; Viridiplantae; Streptophyta; Magnoliopsida; Fagales; Fagaceae.